AUGGAAUUUAUAUUUCCUCCAAAAAGUUCGCGAGAUACAACUACUGUUAAAAAACGUAUUAUAAUCGAGGCUCAAAAAGCAAUAGAAAAAUAUAAAGCUGCUGAAGACCUAAUUAAAGAAACAGAAAAAUUAAGUCCGGUUGAUUCGUUAGAAUUUGACCGACCAGUUUUUGAAACUACAACUCUUUAUUAUCAAGAUGUAAAAGCCGAGGAGAUAUCCGAAGGGGACGAUUCUGAUUCGAUAUUUUCGCAUCAUUCGUUAUUUUACCGAAACGCCUUUUUAAAUAGAUGUUGUCUAAAACUUAUCACGAAUAAUAGAGGGUUUAAAUUAUCUUGGAUGCAAGUAUUAUGUUUUACAUUUUUAUUGCAAGUUCCUCUUACAGCUAUUGUUCGUCAUAUUUCUAUGGUACAACAGUUUGGAGCGUUGAUGGUUUUAUUAACGUAUAUUGUUAUUGGAUUUUCAGUAUGCGUACCGGUUUAUAUGCUUUACAUGUUUAUGGGAGUUUUCACAAAACGAUCUUACAUCAGGUUUUGGGAUUGCGUUCCAAUAUUCAAAGGUGUAGCGUAUUCUUUAGCAUUCAUUUCAAUGUAUUUAGAAGUUCAUAACGUUUUAUUUACAUCAAUAGCCGUGCAAUAUUUAAUAUGGAUGUUUAACGAUAGAUUGCCAUGGGAUGAUUGCGAUUUUUUACACGCUUCGGAAGAAUGCGUUCCAUUGAAAUUUUCCGAAAAGCAUUCCUACACCAAAGAGUGUUGUCAUCCGCAACGCGAUAAUUGCAGUUAUACGGAACAGUUGAAAACAACAUUUAAAUAUUCUGCUUAUGAAUAUUAUAACGCUCACGUACUUUAUCUCGAUGGUGUAGGAAAACCAAUUUCGUCAAGUAGAAAUUGGAAUUUAAUCAUUAUUUUAACGGUUUUGUGGUUGAUCGUUUGUGUAAUGUUGAUUUUGGGAUUGAAGAGGAUUGCGAGAUUUAUGACUAUCAUCAAUUUGUGUAUGAUAUCUGCGUUGAUUCCGGUCGCUUUGUUGAUGUUUGUUAUUAGUCCUCAAUUUACGGUUAUUGAAGAGUUUAAUUGCAAUUUUUGGGAUACUGUAACAAGUUAUCAGUUUUGGUUAUAUACUGGUAUAAAUAUAAUUCAUAGAGAAUUACCAGCUGAUGUAAUAGCGUAUGGUUCAAUUUCAAGAAUUGGAAUAAGUCUAACGGUGGAUGCUGCAAUAAUGUUUAUGAUAAAAUUAUUUUUUUUCGCUUUAUUUACUGUUUGGAUGUGUAUCGGAGUACAAUAUCAAUUAGCAUAUUAUAAUAUAAAAUUUUCUAAUUGUAUUGUAACGGAUGGGGACGUUUUAUUUUUUGCGCUGUUUCCGGAUAUAAUAUCUCAUUUACCCGUUCCUCAAAUUUGGUUAAUAAUUUAUUACUUAUUAAUAGCUGUUUGGGGUUUAUCAACCGCUAUUUAUGUUUACAUGGCGUUUGUGGAUGCAUUACAACAAGAAUUUCGCACUUUGGAGAAAUGGAGAUUUUUUAUUUCCGUUAUAAUUUGUACUGCAGCCGCCAUUUACACUGCUUUUGAUAUACGUCCAGACAUGAUGAUACAUAUAAAAAUGAAUAUUUUGGAAAUCAUACCGCAAACAAAAAUCUUUAUGCUUUGCGUAAGUUUUGUAGGACUUUAUUUUUAUUCUAUAACAACAUUUCGGCAUGAUUAUCAUUUUUAUAAUGGAACUAUUUUGGGCGGUUAUUGGACCGUUGGAUUAAAAGUCUCGAUGCUGGUCGUUUUUAUUUCAAAUGGAUUAAAUUGGUUUAAUCAAUUAAACGAGGAAGUUGGAAAUUAUUCUCUUGUGCACAGUUCGAUUCUUGUUGUGCUAGGCGUGAUUAUAACAGCGAUGAGAUAUGCUUUAAAGAUAAAUAAUACUUUAAUAAGUCCAACACCAAAAUGGGGCCCACCAAGUAGAAAUCAAAAAUUAGCCCGAAUCAAAUUCGAUCCAUCCCACGAUUUACAUUACAGAUCUGUUGUACAAAAAUGUCCUCAUAGUUGUUUAUUGUAUUCGAAUGCUUUGAAAAAAGAAGUUAAGCAUUGGGUUAGUAAGAAAAAUAUUUCAGAAGGACGAGAUCUCGGGCAAACUUUAUCUCUUCAUACUGACAGGUCAAAAAUAAAAGAAGAUUAA
Messenger RNA from Onthophagus taurus, 2151 nucleotides. RefSeq names its product sodium-dependent nutrient amino acid transporter 1-like. The record is from RefSeq and is a predicted model, not a curated record. Lineage: Eukaryota; Metazoa; Arthropoda; Insecta; Coleoptera; Scarabaeidae. Gene Ontology annotation, biological process: nitrogen compound transport; sodium ion transmembrane transport; amino acid transport. Gene Ontology annotation, cellular component: plasma membrane. Gene Ontology annotation, molecular function: glycine:sodium symporter activity.